AUGAACAGUGCAAAAGAUCCGUUGACUUUGGACCACCUUAGAAACAGCAGCAGCGGCAAUAAAUUGGUGCGGGAACAAACUGCAUUAGCUAUGGCUUCGGGUUUGCAACCGGUACGAACGAGCGAGCCGAAGCACCGGCUCGAGAUUCACACUUUAUCGGACACCUCCAGCCCUGACACAGGAGAAAAAGAAAAAAAUCAGCAAAGUAAAAAUGAUGACACAAAUACAGACGAUCCCUCAAAGAAAAAGAGACAAAGGCGCCAGAGAACUCAUUUCACCAGCCAGCAGCUACAAGAACUGGAGGCAACUUUCCAGAGAAAUCGCUACCCAGACAUGUCUACGAGAGAAGAGAUUGCAGUUUGGACCAAUUUAACUGAAGCUAGAGUUCGGGUUUGGUUUAAAAACCGCAGGGCCAAGUGGAGGAAGAGGGAGCGCAACCAACAAGCGGAACUUUGCAAGAGCGGCUUUGGUCCUCAGUUCAAUGGCCUGAUGCAACCCUAUGAUGAUAUGUACACUGGCUACUCCUACAACAACUGGGCCGCCAAGGGCUUGACAUCGGCUUCGCUCUCCACCAAGAGCUUUCCGUUCUUCAACUCAAUGAACGUGAACCCUCUCUCCUCUCAGGCCAUGUUCUCCUCUCCCAAUUCCAUCUCCUCCAUGAGCAUGUCAUCUAGCAUGGUCCCUUCUGCAGUGACCGGGGUCCCAGGCUCUGGCCUCAACAGUCUCAAUAACUUGAACAACCUAAGCAACCCGUCCCUGAACUCCGCCGUCCCAUCAGCAACCUGCCCCUAUGCUCCGCCAACCCCACCCUACGUCUAUAGAGACACUUGCAAUUCCAGCUUGGCCAGCCUUAGACUCAAAGCCAAGCAGCAUUCAAGUUUCGGAUACGCCAGUGUUCAGAACCCAGCGUCUAACUUGAGCGCCUGCCAGUAUGCCGUAGACAGGCCUGUGUGAGGAAUCAAAUGAAACUUCUCAGACUGAUGAACUCCAAGAAAUAAUUUAAAAUAUAAUGGGCACUA
Molecule: messenger RNA, 1019 nt
Organism: Hemiscyllium ocellatum (epaulette shark)
Lineage: Eukaryota; Metazoa; Chordata; Chondrichthyes; Orectolobiformes; Hemiscylliidae
Gene: pitx2
Product: paired-like homeodomain 2
Exons: 3
Coding region: 1-954 (317 amino acids)
Biological process (GO): anatomical structure morphogenesis; regulation of transcription by RNA polymerase II
Cellular component (GO): nucleus
Molecular function (GO): RNA polymerase II cis-regulatory region sequence-specific DNA binding; DNA-binding transcription factor activity, RNA polymerase II-specific
Source: RefSeq, a predicted model, not a curated record